AUGUCGGUCAUAACGUCACUCUGGUGGCCCGAAGAUAGGAUCCAAGCCACUCUGUGCUCAGAGUAUAUCUUCAACCAUCUACCCUCCAACAUUCUACACCGUCUCGUGACUCCUUUACCGUGGGGUGAGGGUCUAACGAGCGAGACCUACCUCGAAUGGAUUCUCGCCAAAGCGGGAAGACUCUUCCUAAUCCUCGUUGAUAUCGGGAUUCCCGAGCGGAUCUUUGCCUUGGUAGAUGAGUCCCUUGACGAUUCAGAUCUGCCCAUUGCGGCCCGCAGUGUCGAUCGUCUUCAUCUAUCCCCAGACACGGAAGAUCCCGCGUUGGACUCCAAAUUCUUUCUGGCGCAGUGGCGGUUUGUCGUGCGAGGCAUCAGCGAAGGAGGACAUGUGAAGUAUACGGAGAACGAGGGCGUGCCGGUAGAAUUACUACGGACCGGGACAGCCCUGGCGAGAGAUGGCGUGGAAAGGGUGGUCCUCGCUGGAUCUGUGUGUCGGGUGUAUCUGCGAACUCAAGUCACGGUUGGUGGGCCACCACAUUUUUUUGAGGAAGAUGAGGUCCUAGAAGAGGUCCGCUCGCUGAGAAGUCUUUCCCAUGAGCACGUUUACUCGAUAUACGGGUCAUACUUUGUCGACAACACAGUGUGCAUUCUGUUUACUGGCGUAUACGAACGCACUCUGAUGUCUUUCCUUACGGACGUGCCUCCACAAUUCAAGCACCUGUCAAAGGAACAACGCCGAGAAACUCUGGUCAAUUGGCCGCAUUGCCUGGCAAAUGGACUAUCGUGGUUACAUGCACAGAACCAAGUGCACGGCGGCAUUCGACCGUCUAAUAUCUUCAUUGAUGCGGACUUGAGAAUCUUCCUAGGACAAUUCGAGGCCCUGGAUACUUUGCUGCCUCCGGUCAAGGUCGAUGAUGUCGAAUCAUAUCAGUACGGAGCUCCGGAACGCUGGGUUCGCUCUGCUACAGUUCAAGAUACUGGUCCCUCACGGACAGCCCUGCCCUCGGGUGGACGCACGGCCCGCAGAUCGUCAUCUCGACCAUCCAGACUGGGCUUCGGCAUGCGCAAAGGAUCGCAUUCAACGGACCAUGAAGCUGUGGACUCGCGUCCAGAAUCCAUGCUCUCUCAAGGAACUGCCAUUCGAGUUGUAUCUCCUGGUUCUCCGUCUCGAUUCUCCUUUGGGCCUUCAUCAUCAUCUGGGUCAAGCAACGGAAGCGCUCGAAAACGUGUCAUAUCCUCCGUGAGACGACCUAUCUUCUACACACCCUCGAUCACAUCGUCCAACUCUUCGGGAUCUUCUUCGCACCACGUGUCUCUAGAUUCGGUCGGCUCGCCGCUUACGCACUCCCACGCCGCAGUGGUCCACACUUGGCAAUCCUGCCAAACUGAUCCGAAAGCAUCGGACAUUUUCUCCCUCGGCGCCAUCACCGUGGACAUUUUCACCCAUUUAUGUAAACGCAAGAUAUCCUCAUUUACUCAUCACCGUGGAGCCAAGAACCGGACUGCCGGCCGCGGAGGGGGCGUUGCGGAUUGCUCGUUCCAUCUAGAUCGAAACAUGGCCCAAGUCACCUCCUGGAUCACCUUAUUGGACCAAGAUGCAAAGAAGCAGAAAAGCCCCGUGUUCCAGGCCAUCCGAGCCAUGCUUUCCAUGUCCCGAGGCAUGCUGAGCAAAGACCCAGCUGGUCGUCCGUCGGCCUCGCAGGUGGACCAAUGCUUCUCAUCUGCAAUCCAGCAGCUAGGCGGCGUGGCCAACUUACACUGCUCGUCCAUUGUACACCUUGCCGUGCACGGGUCCAAGAGCCCACUACCUAGAAUAAAACACACAAAAGAGGCACAGAACCCUCAAAUACUCGAGGUUCCCUCGAAAUCAGCGACACCCACGCCAGUCUCACCGAGCAAACAUCUAACAGUCUAUGAUCACUCCGGUAUCGCCCCGGGAGGAACCGACAGUCUCACCCCAUCUCCAGCUGCAUCCAUGACCAACUUCAAUUUCCGUUUCGACAAUUACCAUGACAGUGAUGAUACUGAUCAAGAGAGCGGUGGGUAUACGACCGGGUCUGACCAGCCUACCUGGCUUGAUCCCGACCUGGCAUUGAGCCCGGCUGCUGUCAAUGAUCCAGCUUGGGAUUAUAGUUUUACGAUGAGAGAUAGAUAG
Aspergillus melleus is the source of this 2154-nucleotide messenger RNA. Its product is annotated as protein kinase domain-containing protein. Gene Ontology annotation, biological process: protein phosphorylation. Gene Ontology annotation, molecular function: protein serine/threonine kinase activity; ATP binding. Lineage: Eukaryota; Fungi; Ascomycota; Eurotiomycetes; Eurotiales; Aspergillaceae. Gene Ontology annotation, cellular component: cytoplasm. The transcript has a single exon. The record is from RefSeq and is a predicted model, not a curated record. The coding region runs from base 1 to 2154 and encodes 717 amino acids.